This is a messenger RNA of Syngnathoides biaculeatus (alligator pipefish), 3670 nucleotides long. It is a transcript of the gene net1, whose product is annotated as neuroepithelial cell transforming 1. Gene Ontology annotation, biological process: intracellular signal transduction; positive regulation of Rho protein signal transduction. The coding region runs from base 933 to 2570 and encodes 545 amino acids. The record is from RefSeq and is a predicted model, not a curated record. Gene Ontology annotation, molecular function: guanyl-nucleotide exchange factor activity. The transcript has 10 exons. NCBI's taxonomy places the organism in Eukaryota, Metazoa, Chordata, Actinopteri, Syngnathiformes, Syngnathidae.
UCAUCCAGCAAUCAUUAACUAAAUGUAUUGAACAAAUCUGUUUCCAAAUCCAAAAAGUCGAUCUGGUGUCGAGUUAACCUACCACAUUGACAGUUCCACCCAAACAACACCUGCAGUGACCUUCCAACCCUUUUCCCCAGGACACCCACGGAGGCGUGUUUUCCUUCUCACUCCAGCCGUUGUUAUGCUAAAACACAUGCAGCAUUCAUAAGCCACAACCCCUUACAGUACCACCGGAGGAUAUAUUUCUCACAUGGGUGGUCUACGGAGGAACAGCAUAAAGCGCUUUUAUGUGAACUUGAGUUUUAUUCAUUUAGAGCUUUUUGCUGAUGUAUUUUCUCUUAAGUCUGACGACACAAUUGUUGUGACGUUUUCCCAUCUACAUUUUGAAGACUUAAAAUGAUGCGUUUGGGGUGGAAUGUCGGCCUAGGAGAAAGGAGGCACAAUUGUGACCGCAUAGACAUACCGUAAUUUCCAGUCUAUUAGCCGCAGCUUUUUUCACACGCUUUCAACCCUGCAAUUUAUGCGGUGAUGGGGCUAAUUUGUGCAUUUUUUCUAACGGCUGCCAGGGGGCACUCAAGCGGGAAAGUCCCGAGUGCAGGGAACAACAUCGCAUGCUGGUGGUGUCCUCUCACGUCCCAGCAAACUUUGAGCCCGCCUCAUUUGCCAGCACAAGGGCUGCACUCUCCUCACCCGCUAUAAAGCCCUCCCACUCUCAGUCUGGAUCAGACCAAAGUUUAGAGAGCGUGUGAGGUGGCGCUUCACUAAAAGCUCUAUCCCACUAGGGGAGAAGAGCUACUAUUAAUAAGAGGUAUUUUAUUUAUUUAUUACUUUUAACUUGUUUUUUUUUCUCUCUCUCUCUCUCUCUGUGGAUUACUCGGAGCCAAAUUAAAAACGGAUUAAAAAACGGAUAUCGUGCUUCACUGAAAGCUAUGGUGACUUACGAUGAACUGGGAAGCUUGGUGCCUAUCAAACGGACGCUGCAAGUGAUAGACUACCAGAACCAAGUCCACAAGGAUUUCGAGGAACCCAGCAACAAGCGUGUCCGUUCUCUCGGCAGGGUGACGUCGUUAGCCAACCUCAUCUCUCCGGUGAAGAAUGGGGCCGUCCGGCGCUUCGGCCAAACCAUCCAGGCCUCCUUCCGGAGCGAUGGCAAGUCGCCGGUCGUGCCGCAGAAGCCUUGCAGCAAGGCGGCGGCCCCCACGCCACCAAAGAGGAGAAACAGCACACUGUGGUCGGAGACGCUCGACGUGCACCAGAAAGAAACCUUAACCACCAAAGAGAUCAAGCGACAGGAGGCCAUAUUUGAGCUGUUUCGUGGAGAACAAGACCUGAUUGAGGACCUCCAUCUUGCACGCAAGGCAUAUCAUGAUCCAAUGCUGAAGCUCUCCAUAAUGACUGAAGAGGAACUCUCGCACAUUUUCGGGAACCUGGACACCUGCAUCCCUCUCCACGAGGACUUGCUAGCCCAGCUCUCUAAAGCGACAGGCUCCAAUGGAACUGUGGGCCAGAUCGGUCAGAUUGUUGUAAACUGGCUACCAAAACUGGAUGCUUACAAGGAGUACUGCAGCAACCAGCUGGCCGCCAAGGCCCUGCUUGACCAGAAGAAACAAGAUCGGAGGGUGCAGGACUUUCUGCAGCGCUGCCUGGAGUCACCCUUCAGCCGGAAGCUGGACCUCUGGAGCUUCCUGGACAUUCCGCGCUCCCGUCUAGUCAAGUACCCGCUGCUACUCAGGGAGAUCCUCAGACACACUCCACCAGAGGAUCCAGACGCCACUAGUUUAGAACAAGCAAUCACCAUCAUCCAAGGAGUGCUGUCUGACAUCAACAUGAAGAAGGGCGAGUCGGAGUGCUUAUACUACAUCGACAAAUUGGAGUACCUGGACGACCGCCAGAGAGAUCCCCGCCUCGAACAAUGCAAAAGCCUGCUCUGUCACGGCGAGCUUCGCAACAAGAGCGGCACGAAGCUGCACGUGUUCCUGUUCACCGAGCUACUCGUCCUGACCCGCUCAGUCACCCGAAACGAGCGCCAGUGUUUCCAAGUGUAUCGUCAGCCCAUUCCCGUGCAGGACCUGGUAUUGGAUGACCUGCAGGAUGGUGACGUCAGAAUGGGCGGUUCUUUCAGAGGCGCCUUCAGCAAUGCUGACAAAGCCAAGAACAUUUUUCGUGUUCGCGCCCAAGACCCCAGCCAGGCGCAGUCGCACACACUCCAAGUCAAUGACGUGUUCCACAAGCAGCAAUGGCUCAACUGCCUGCGCAGUGCCAUCUCAGUCCACCGGCCCCACUGCGAACCCGCCUCACCGCCGACAACAACAACGGCCGUCCGGUCCAAGCGCCGCCCAUCCUCCGUCUCCGCUAUUGUCCACAUGGAGGAGACGGACGAGAACUGUCCGCAGCGCGCCACCCAGUCCGCGCCCAGCUCGCCAUGCAGCACUGCCACCACAUCCCCUACCGACUCCCCCUCCUCCUCCACGUCAUCGUCACCCGUUCCCCCACCAUCGUCUCAAAAGACCAAAAAGGACAAGAAAUACCUUUAUUCGUUAGGGAAGAGAAAAGAGACCAUGGUGUGAAGUGGAAGGAGAACAAACUCAUUUCCUUGUACAUAAACACGGGAAAAUGUGGGACUUGUAUUUAUGUCUGUCAUUGUGUGCGCAUACCCUUAAAACAGUGUUCUGUGUUACUGUCCACUUUGGCAGCUGUUUACCUCACCCCUCCUUUUUAAGACCAUCCCAAAGACAAGGGUUUCCUAAACAGCAUAUUUGAAAUAACCGAAACACCGAUAUAAAAUUGUUGUUCUGCCACACAAUGGACCCCUUCUGGGUCCCCAAUCCAGGUUUUGGAAACCCUGCCAAGGGAAAAAACAAAAGGAAGAAAGUUUACCAUUAAUCUGAUAUUUAAGAUAUCUUGUAUCCGUCAUAAAAAGAGGGGUGUCGUUAUACAUUUUUAUAUUCUUAUGUGGUAUAUUUUUGUCAUAAUAAUGGAGCACUGUUUUAGCUUUUAGGUGGCGCAUGUGUUUUAGGGAAGACAGGAAGAUAAAUAAAUUAAGAUGUACCACAUAAGUUACGAGUGAACAAGACGUCUUAUUUUUAUACAUUCCUUGAACAGAAAAAUGCCAGGACAUGGCUGCCGGUUUAUUUUUGGGUAUCGGCGUCAGGCAUUGUUUAAAUCCGAUCACAAGUCGAGGAUGUUCCGAAACCUUUUUUCGAACUGAGCCACGUUUGGUUUCGGAAGGAAUUUUUCGGUGUAGCAUCUUUCAUGGAAUCGAAGUUGUGGACACGAAUUUGCACCAGAGGAACGGAAUUAAGGAACGUGUUAUAAGAAGGAUGAAAAAGAGGAAGCUGCUGAAAAGAAAAGACUGUUUGGAAAUGAAAAGAAAGCAUUAAGAAAUUGGAUGGUCAUAGUUGGAAAAAGUAUGUCGGAGAUGAAGAAGAAAAAAAGAAUGUUUCUGUAUGUCAAGAUGGGAAAAGAAAAAGGGGAAAAGGUGUACUUGCCAUUAACUUUACCUAACAAUAAAGAUCUGUGUAAGAUUUGCAUCUGAAGAUUAAAUCUCAUGUCUUCAUUAAUCGCAAAUUAAUAUAAAUACAUACAUGUAUACUGUAUACGCUUGAUACAAUUUACCUACUUUAUCCCAUCUGCAGAUAAAAUGUCAAAAUAAAGGAAAGCAAAUUCA